This is a messenger RNA of Canis lupus familiaris (dog), 2567 nucleotides long. It is a transcript of the gene NEUROD1, whose product is annotated as neuronal differentiation 1. NCBI's taxonomy places the organism in Eukaryota, Metazoa, Chordata, Mammalia, Carnivora, Canidae. Gene Ontology annotation, molecular function: protein dimerization activity. The coding region runs from base 142 to 1212 and encodes 356 amino acids. The record is from RefSeq and is a predicted model, not a curated record. Gene Ontology annotation, biological process: nervous system development; regulation of DNA-templated transcription. The transcript is spliced from 2 exons.
CCCGGCCGGCGGCUAUAUAACCCGGGCGCCCGCGGCCGGCGCGCGAGGAGCUCGCCCCACGCACGAGGCGCGGCGUCCGGGGCCCGGGGUUAUGAGCCCGCCACUGCUCAGGACCUACUAACCGCCGCAGGAAACCGCAUCAUGACCAAAUCGUACAGCGAGAGCGGGCUGAUGGGCGAGCCUCAGCCCCAGGGUCCUCCCAGCUGGACGGACGAAUGUCUCAGUCCUCAGGACGAGGAGCACGAGGCAGACAAGAAGGAGGACGACCUGGAAGCCAUGAACGCCGAGGAGGACUCGCUGAGGAACGGCGGCGAGGAGGAGGACGAGGACGAGGACCUGGAGGAGGAGGAGGAAGAGGAGGAGGAGGACGACGACCAGAAGCCCAAGAGACGCGGCCCCAAGAAGAAGAAGAUGACCAAGGCGCGCCUGGAGCGGUUCAAGCUGCGGCGCAUGAAGGCCAACGCCCGGGAGCGCAACCGCAUGCACGGGCUCAACGCCGCGCUGGACAACCUGCGCAAGGUGGUGCCCUGCUACUCCAAGACGCAGAAGCUGUCCAAGAUCGAGACGCUGCGCCUGGCCAAGAACUACAUCUGGGCUCUGUCGGAGAUCCUGCGCUCGGGCAAGAGCCCCGACCUGGUGUCCUUCGUGCAGACUCUGUGCAAGGGCCUGUCGCAGCCCACCACCAACCUGGUCGCCGGCUGCCUGCAGCUCAACCCUCGGACCUUCCUGCCCGAGCAGAGCCAGGACGUGCCCCCGCACCUGCCGGCGGCCAGCGCGCCCUUCCCGGGGCACCCGUACCCCUACCAGUCCCCGGGGCUGCCCAGCCCGCCCUACGGCACCAUGGACAGCUCCCACGUCUUCCACGUGAAGCCGCCGCCGCUCGCCUACAGCGCGGCGCUCGAGCCCUUCUUCGAGAGCCCCCUGACCGACUGCGCCAGCCCCGCCUUCGACGGGCCGCUCAGCCCGCCGCUCAGCAUCAACGGCAACUUCUCCUUCAAACACGAACCGUCCGCCGAGUUCGAGAAGAGCUACGCCUUCACCAUGCACUACCCCGCAGCGACCUUGGCAGGGCCCCAGAGCCACGCCUCGGUCUUCUCGGGCGCCGCCGGCCCGCGCUGCGACAUCCCCAUAGACAGCAUCGUGCCCUUCGAGAGCCAUUCGCAUCACGAGCGAGUCAUGAGCGCCCAGCUCAAUGCCAUCUUCCACGACUAGGGGGGCGCGUCGGCUUCAGCAUCCCCCCCCCCCGCCCCGGGAGGGGCGCCCACGUGCCCACUGUGCUCGCGGCGACCCUGGUGUUUACAAAAGGCAGCCCUUUGGGUACUAUUGCUGCAAAGUGCAAAUACUCCAAGCUCCGAGUGAUAGAUGUAUUUAUUGUCGUUACUGCCUUUGGGAGAAACAGGGGAUCAAAGUUCCUGUUCACCUUAUGUAUUAUUUUCUAUAGCUCUUCUAUUUUAAAAUAAUAAUAAUAAUAAAGUAAUACAGUAAAAAAAAAAAAAAAAGCACCACAAACUUGGUGCAGCUGUAUUCAGAUCAUAUGAAUUAUCUGAUCGGGAUAACAAAAUCACAAGCAAUAAUUAGGAUCUAUGCAAUUUUUGAACUAGUAAUGGGCCAAUUAAAAUAUAUAUAAAUAUAUAUUUUUCAACCAGCAUUUUACUACUUGUUACCUUUCCCAUGCUGAAUUAUUUUGUUGUGAUUUUGUACAGAAUUUUUAAUGACUUUUUAUAAUGUGGAUUUCCUAUUUUAAAACCAUGCAGCUUCAUCAAUUUUUAUACAUAUCAGAAAAGUAGAAUUAUAUCUAAUUUAUACAAAAUAAUUUAACUAAUUUAAACCAGCAGAAAAGUGCUUAGAAAGUUAUUGUGUUGCCUUAGCACUUCUUUCCUCUCUAAUUGUAAAAAAAAAAAAAACAAACCCACAAUUGCACAAUUUGAGCAAUUCAUUUCACUUUAAAGUCUUUCCUUCUCCUUAAAAUGAAAACCAGAUCCAUAACUCUUAAGAGAAUAAAAAAAAAGGAGAGAGAUGUAGUCCCUAUCAAAACAUAUCAAUUCAAUACAUUACUUGCACAAGCUUGUAUAUACAUAUUAUAAACAAAUGCCAACAUACCCUUCUUUAAAUCAAAAGCUGCUUGACUAUCACAUACAAUUUGCACUGUUUCUUUUUAGUCUUUUACUCCUUUGCAUUCCAUGAUUUUACAGAGAAUCUGAAGCUAUUGAUGUUUCCAGAAAAUAUAAAUGCAUGAUUUUAUACAUAGUCACACAAAUGGUGGUUUGUCAUUAUAUUCAUGUAAUAAAUCUGAGCCUAAAUCUAAUCAGGUUGUUAAUGUUGGGAUUUAUACCUAUUGUAGUCAAUUAGUACAGUAGCUUAAAUAAAUUCAAACCAUUUAAUUCAUAAUUAGAACAAUAGCUAUUGCAUGUAAAAUGCAGUCCAGAAUAAGUGCUGUUUGAGAUGUGAUACUGGUACCACUGGAAUCGAUCUGUACUGUAAUCUUGUUUGUAAUCCUGUAUAUUAUGGUGUAAUGCACAAUUUAGAAAACACUCAUCCAGUUGCAAUAAAAUAGUAUUGAAAAUCUG